AAACCUGACCAACUUUAUUACGUGACGUUUUUAUGUGAUGAGUCUAUUCGCUUGGCAACUUUUGUUUAUUAAACAUGGGUACAUCACGCUUCAUAUUAGUCCAAUCAUGUUUAUUGCCAUUAAAUAAAAUUUAAUAAGUUUUGGAGAAUAUCAAUUAUGUCUAAAGGUACAACCAUUAAAGAGGCUCUUGCCAAAUGGGAAGCUGAUACUGGCCUUAAGGCUUCAGAAGCAGAGCAUAUUAAGUUGAUUGGUCAAAUUCCUCCUAUUGAUAAAAUGGAUGCAUCUCUUUCUACACUUACAAACUGUAUAAAACUUUCCCUUUCCACGAACUGCAUUGAAAAGAUUGCCAACUUGAAUGGUUUGAAAAAUUUGAGGAUUCUCUCACUUGGUCGAAAUGGGAUUAAAAAUCUUAAUGGUUUGGAAGUAGUCGCUGACAGUUUGGAGGAGUUAUGGAUCUCUUACAACAGUAUAGAAAAACUGAAAGGAAUAGGUGUUUUAAAAAAUCUGAAGGUUUUAUAUAUGUCAAAUAACCAAGUAAAGUUAUGGGAAGAGUUUCAAAAAUUGGGAGAACUUCCAAGCUUAGUUGACCUUUUAUUUGUUGGUAAUCCACUAGAAGAAAAGCAUACAUCAGAAGGUGAUUGGAGAGAUCUAGCAAUAGCAAAACUUCCAAAGAUAAAAAAACUAGAUGGCAUACCAGUGGUUAGACAAGAUGAAGAUGAAGAAUAAAAGAUUAUGAUGGUCUUCAACGUAAUAUCGACGGUUAACAACAAAUUCAAUGUUUUUCAAUUAGCUUCUUUACAAAGUUUUUAUUAACAGUUUUAUAUACAGUUAUAUACAAAUAUGCACUUCCUUAAUGAAGAUGACUAUAUUGAGUUA
Molecule: messenger RNA, 876 nt
Organism: Hydra vulgaris (swiftwater hydra)
Lineage: Eukaryota; Metazoa; Cnidaria; Hydrozoa; Anthoathecata; Hydridae
Product: dynein axonemal light chain 1
Biological process (GO): outer dynein arm assembly
Cellular component (GO): cytoplasm
Molecular function (GO): alpha-tubulin binding; dynein heavy chain binding
Source: RefSeq, a predicted model, not a curated record